Diversispora eburnea is the source of this 345-nucleotide messenger RNA. NCBI's taxonomy places the organism in Eukaryota, Fungi, Glomeromycota, Glomeromycetes, Diversisporales, Diversisporaceae. The record is from the annotation of a GenBank genome assembly.
CUUUUCAGACCAAUAUAACUGAAAUUUCACCAGUAGAAAAAAAGAAUCUGAUUACUGAAAACCUUAUUGAAUUAUGUACUGAACCACUAAUAGAUAAUGCAACACUCAAUAAGAAAUCGUCUGAUAUAAUAAGUUUUUAUUGUACUGCUUGUGAUGAUGAUAUACAAGAUAUCAUUAAUGCUAGAAAUUCGAUGAAACGUGCAUCGGAAGCUAUGGCUAUCAAAUAUAAAAUAUCAACAAGGCGUGUAUAUCAAAUAUGGAGGGAAAAUCAUCCACCAAUAGAUCCUAGAGAAAUAGUAUCACAACCAAUUAAUAUAGGGUCGAUAUCAUCAUCAAAAAAGGCUA